This is a messenger RNA of Sturnus vulgaris (Common starling), 1394 nucleotides long. NCBI's taxonomy places the organism in Eukaryota, Metazoa, Chordata, Aves, Passeriformes, Sturnidae. The record is from RefSeq and is a predicted model, not a curated record.
GCGACCUCAUCGACGGCGGCAUCGCCACCGAGGGGCCCGGGCCCGGCGGGAAAGACACAUCUGACUGCUCAGAACAAGCCAAUGGACCUUCCCAAAUGGAGGCUCUUUCCUUGGAGUCUGCCAGCAGGGAAGCCUAUUUCAGCAGAGUGGAAACAUUCACCCCGCUCAAGUGGGCGGGCAAACCGAGCUCGCUGUCACCUCUGGUGUGUGCCAGGUUCGGCUGGGUCAGCGUGGAGUGUGACAUGCUCAGGUGUUCCAGCUGCCAGGCUUACCUGUGCAUGAGCCUGCAGCUCGCCUUCGACCUCAGCAACUACAAGGAGCGCUGUGAGGAGCUCAGGAAGGCCCUGAGCACUGCCCAUGAGAAAUUCUGCUUCUGGCCAGACAGCCCCUGCCCAGAUCGUUUUGCCAGGCUGUUGGUGGAUGAGCCCAGAGUUCUUCUCCAGGAUUUCCUGGAUCGUUUCCAGAGCCUGUGUCAGCUGGAGCUGCAGCUCCCCUCCCUCAGACCAGAAGACCUGAAAAAUAUGUCCCUGACAGAGGAAAGGAUCACUCAGCUCCUCCAGCUCAUCGAGGAGGAGCUGGAGCACAAAGGAACAGAGGGAGAGAAGGCUCCUGGGAAGUUUUCCACAGAAAUCCUGCAGGUGCACGUUCCUGCCUGCAUCCUGGCACUGUGUGGCUGGACCUGCAGUGCUUCCUCUGGCUCCAUGAACCUCUCAGUGAUCACCUGCUCCCGUUGCAUGAGGAAAGUGGGGCUCUGGGGUUUCCAGCAGCUGGAAUCUGCUGCAGCUCCAGAGCUGGAUUCCUGUGGCUCCAGCAGCACCACCCCAGCUGCUCCUGAACGUUUCCCAGCCAUCCCCACGUCCCCACGCAGGAUGCUGACACGGAGCCAGGACCCAGGAGCUGAGCAGCAGCACGACAAGAGCCCAUCCCCAGCCGUGUGCCGCCCUCGGGGCUGGGAUUCUCCGGGCUCGGUGGACAGGAGCGAGUUGGAGGUGAGCAGCCCUGCAGUGAGGAGCCGCCCCGUGACCAGGAGCAUGGGACAAGGGGACAACAUGGAGGUGCCAUCGAGCCCCGUGCGCAGGGCCAAGCGCGCCCGGCUCUGCUCCUCCAGCGGCUCGGACGCUUCCUCGAGGAGCUUCUUUCACCCCAGCUCUCAGCACCGAGAUUGGUGUCCCUGGGUCAGCACUGGGGAGGGAGAGGAAUCCCUGGAAGAUGCAUCCCAGCCAGAGAAGGAGCCCGGGAAGGCCAAGCCAGGCUGGGAAGUGGUGCUGAAGAGGCUCCUUGGCAUCCAAAAAUGUGACACAGUGCCCGAAACGGAGCCAGUGAGCCUCUCGGAGAAAUCCUGCAAGGUGUUCCGCAUUUUCAGGCAGUGGGAGAGCAUGAAUUCGUCCUGAGCA